This is a messenger RNA of Acanthosepion pharaonis, 747 nucleotides long. The record is from the annotation of a GenBank genome assembly. NCBI's taxonomy places the organism in Eukaryota, Metazoa, Mollusca, Cephalopoda, Sepiida, Sepiidae.
AUGUGCAAAAAAAAAAACCUCCGCUUUACUCUCUACUCACACUCACACUCACAAAACUCUGUCUUUCUCCCUCCUACUCCGUCACCUUCAGUCGUCAACGAUCACAACCUCUCCCCACUUCUUUCCAUCGUUCGAUCUUUUCUUUUCUUUUUAUUGCUCACUCUCCCUCGGUUCCUCUCUCCCCUUCUCUCUGUCUCUUUCCCUCUCUCUCCUUAUCUCUGUCCUUCUAUGUCCUUCUCUCAAAUUCUUUUACCUCUUUUUCUUUCUAUCCCUCUCUCCCCUUCUCUCUAUCUCUGCCUUUCUCUCUCCCCUUUUCUUUACCUCUCCCCUCUGCCCCUCCCUUUCCUUCUCUCUAUCUCUAUCCCUUUCUCCCCUUCUCUCUAUCUCUGCCUUUCUCUCUCCCCUUUUCUUUGCCCCUCCCCUGCCCCUCCCUUUCCUUCUCUCUAUCUCUGUUCUCAUUCUUUCUUUCCGCCCCUCUCUCCCUUUUCUCUCUCACUUUCCUAUUUACUUUAUCCUGUCUUGCUUUUUUCCUGCUCUCUCUUGUUUUCUACUUGCACUCUUAAAAUUCUUAUGUUUCUCUCUCUCUUUCUAUCUCUCUCUCUCUUUUUCUCUCUUUCUCUCUCUUUCUCUCUUUCUGCUACUUCUUUUCAGUUUGAGUUCUCUUUGGGAAUAGACACAAGGAUUUUUGCAUUUUUCUUUUCCUUUCUUUUUUUGCUUACUUUUCUAUAUUUUGAAAUAUUUUCCUAA